Molecule: messenger RNA, 4846 nt
Organism: Neurospora crassa OR74A
Lineage: Eukaryota; Fungi; Ascomycota; Sordariomycetes; Sordariales; Sordariaceae
Exons: 3
Coding region: 1180-3885 (901 amino acids)
Biological process (GO): regulation of DNA-templated transcription
Molecular function (GO): DNA-binding transcription factor activity, RNA polymerase II-specific; zinc ion binding
Source: RefSeq, a predicted model, not a curated record
CCAAUCUGUCCCCAAUGUCCCCUCUCUGGAUGACACCUCGCCCGCCUCAUGUCCCUCCUCCCCAUGCCUCCCGCAGAACACACCCAUGGGUUGCGCAUCCCCUGGUGACGGGGCGGGCUGAGCGAACCACCCUUCGACUCUGUCCAAUAGGAACAUGAUGUGGACGAUGAUCUGGAGGAAUGGGCUCGCAUGCAAGUUGCGCAUCUGUUCGGUACCCUGAAGAGGUUAGUUAUAUCGUCUGGUUUGUUGAAGAUGGGUCUUUGACACUCUUGACACUUCUCUCGAUACAAGUUUGAAGCCUCUCCCGGCCUGUCUACCGUGUACAACAUUGUAUCCCAUCGGGUUCACUCUGUCAUGGAGGGGUAGAUCUCAAGCAGGCAAACGUCUUGUCUUGGCUUUGACUGACCUGUCCUUGACGACGUCAGGUCAGGGUCUCUUCAGAACCAAAAGGACUCGGGAAAAGAACACUGAUCGUCUUUUGUGUUUCCAAUAUCUGAUUCAUCCUCCUCGUUUCCAAUUCUUCAACUCACUUCUCGUUCCCGUCCUUCUUUCCAUCGCCCUCUUUUCACAACCCUCUUGACUCUCUGAAUGGGCAUGCCUCGGUCUUGGUAGCUGUCGUGACUCGACUCUACCCUUCCACACGUCCUGCUGCGACACCUCUCCUUGGUCUUGAACACUCAUGAUACGGCAAACAAGAGAAUGGCACUUUGUCGAAACGAGCAUUCCAUAAGCCAUUGAUCUUGCGUGCUGCGGCAUCCCAAAGCUCUCGCUGGAUAUAAGAACGAGGAUAACAUCGCACAGAAUCCCGGAUCCGUUUCACCUUUCUAUACCACUUUCGAAUAGAGCGUUUAACAAGCGUCGUCAAAGAGUUCAACUGUCCAGAUCAUCACCGCAACACAACAUCACACCAGCGUACCACCCUACGUCCACAGUAGCCAUAGACAAUAGUCUCUUUACGUUUCACCAACCGAGGUCCUAGCCAACGCAUCUCAAGGCGUCCAAGACCCCGAGCCCGUAGAGCAAGGAGGUUCCCCGCUCGAGGAAAUCCCAAAGAUCGCCUUUCCAACCGCCAAAGUGGAGGAAUCAAAGAACGAAGCCCUCGACACCACGAGGGCUACUGACAAGGGCAAAGGCCGCGAAACCAUAACACCACCCGCCGAAGCUGCUCCCUCAGAAAGCAUGUCUACUGCACCCCUCAUGAGCUACUCACCCUUUCAGGGACAUCAUGGUGACCCUGAGCAUGAGCAAGCUGAAUGCGAACACAACUACGGGUAUGGUCAUCAGCAUGAUCACGCCCACACCCACACCCCCCAACAUGGAUAUGCCCCCGAGUCCAUCGGCGGUGACUCGGAUUUUGACCAACACGCUUGGGCUUUUGUCAAUGUCAGCCCCGAUACCGGUACUUUGGGCGGCCUUCAGGCCAGCCCUGUCCAGGGUAGUCUAAGCUCUUGGACCAAUGUUGAGGGACAGUUUGGCGGCGGGUUAAGCCCCCUGCCAGCUGCCUUGACUCCAGAUGCCUUGUCUGGCUCGCCCGAAGGUGGCUACCAAUUCUCCGCUGAUGAUUUCUCACAAUUCGAUGGGUAUACCUUCGACAACGUGGACAUCAACUCUAUUCUGUUUCCUGAUCCGCAAUACGAACAAGGCAUGGCUGCUGUAGGACCAUCUGAACAGCCUGCCAGCCACCAGAACCAACAAUCACAGGACUUUCAGGACGACUUUGACCUCCACAUUGUCUUGUCUGGUGUUGAUGUCCCACCUUGGGACCCUCUUCAUCCUGGUGGCCUCGAGCCCGGGUUCAUGGAAGAAGUCCCCUCUCCCUUCAACAUGGGUAUCGAGAUCGGCCCAGGUGCACUCAGUUCCAGCCCACCAGAGAGUAUCAAGAGCCACACCUUAAGCCAUCACUCUGCCCCAGAGGAUGCUUCUUACAUAUCCGUUCAAGUCCAGCAGCGAUACCCAGCUCCCUCCGUGUCCGUUCCGGGCCCCUCCUCAUCUUCGCACGCGACCUCCAAGCCCACUGCCAUCCAUAAGACCCGUGGCAAUGCUCGCGUCCAGAAGAAAAAGGUACCACCCAGCCCGUCUACAGUCACCUUCUCUUCCACAUCCCCCGGCAGCGUGACCGUGAACAACUCCGGUGAAAACAAGUUCGUCGUCAUCACCCCGCAGUCCAUCAGUCAGAACGCUGCUAAGGGCAGCAGCGCGGCCUUGUUCGGCGGUAAGGACGCCGAGAGAAGCAGCCGCACCACUCUCAGGGGCCGCAAGGGUCCUCUCGCCAUCUCCACCGCCGUUUCCGCCUUGCAAGUCCGCCGCAUAGGCGCCUGCUUCUGCUGUCACGCUCGUAAGGUGUCGUGCGAGGAAACACGCCCGUGCCGGCGGUGCGAGAAGCUCAAGCUCACUGUGCCCGAGGUGAUCUGCUGGCAGUUCAGCGACUUCACCGAGGUCAUCUUUCCGGCAUGGCUGAAAGUACAUCUGAAGCGGGAAGGCGCUAAGGGAGCAGAGGAGUACGUAAGGGAAAACGUCGCCUCUUUUUCGGUGCGCUUCCGGGAGGACGAAAAGGAGUCCGAGAAACCGAUCAAAUUGCGUCUGACUCUCGGCCGUGGCUUCAACAAGGAUGCUAUGCUCACCGUGUUUGCCAAGUUCUUCACUCCCACCCCCAACGCCCCCGACGCUACGAGGUGGUACACCGUGCGCGAACACUCGCUCGGGGCGGGCCACGGGCUCGUCCUCGAAGAGUCCCCGGCGACGCCGAUUGCGCUGCCGUAUGGCUGGCUCGACCAGCGCGAAGAAUUGCGCCGGCAUCUGCGACAGUUUCACGAGGGACUAUAUAACGAAGACCAAUGGGCUUACCUCCUCACACAAUCGUGCGAGCAUACUACCAAAAUCCCCAAUCGGGUGCUUCCUAUUUUGCGACGAUACGCCAACGAAUCUCGCAACGGCAUGGUCAAGCGCGCGCUGCAGAUUCUGACCAUGAACUACACCAUGUCUUAUCACCUGCACCUGGACCCAGAAUCCGUGCACGCUAUUGAGGUUGCGGGGUAUCGGGUGCCCGAGGGUUUGGACAGGAAGGUUCUGACGGCCAGGGUGCUGAACAGGCAGCUGAAAGCGGUGACAAACGACAUGAUUGAGCGUGAGGUGAGGAGGCUGUUUGAGGACUUCAGCAAGGCGCUGAAGCCAAGAUCCCGCAAGGAGUGGGCGGGCUGCUUUGCGGCGUUCGCGGCGCUCAGUGUGUUUUUGGAGUAUAAGGAGGCGCAGGCGGACGCGUAUGUGGUUAUGGAGAAUGAGGUCAAGAAGAGGGAUUGGUUGUAUAAGGUUCAGCAACGGCAGCAACAGCAGCAGUACCAUCAGUAUCAGCAACAGGAAGCGGAAAAUAUCAUGGGCAGGAAAGAGGGAGGUAUCGAGAACCUCGGGGAGAUUGAACAAGGCAUGGAUCAGUUGAAGAUGGACUUUACUCGCAAACAAGCCUGGGAUACGCUCGAGGCGAUCGACAAUUUGCCGUUCAAGCAGUUCAUGUAUCAGUUCCACCAGAUUUAUCAAACGCAUCCGUCGACGGCGAAAGACGGGAAGGCCUUUAACCCAUUUGUGGAUGAUGAGGCGUUGGAGAGCCUGAGGGAGUUCCCGGAUGGCGAGGCGGCCAUCUAUAUGGUGAAGACGUUCCGGGACCGGUUUUUUGACGUUUCGGAUGUUCGCCACGAACUCGACUUCCUAACCUUCGACCCCAGCGGUCCUCCCAAAGAGAACGUCGACCCUUUCACCGAUCCCGCCAAUAAAAACAAGACUAGCCUCUUCCACUUGUUCACCGGUCGACUUCUCUCCAAGUUCUUGCUUUCGUUCAUCGACGAGAGAAUGAUUAUGGGAUCUACCGGUUUCACCGGCGGUGGUGGUAUGUGAAUUGUGAAGUGCGCGGUGUUGUGGGGUGUGCUAUGUGAUGUGAAGGGAAACAAGGGGUUAAGCCGUUGCUACAUUCGUCCUGCUCGUUUUUUUUUCUUUCUUCCCACCCAUCUUUGUAGGAUCCCGACCUGAACUGACCACAAUUCGCCUAUCGCUAGGCAAGGACGAGAUUAACCCCAACGUUAACAAUGACAACGAAGACGACGACAACGGCGAUAACACCGGUGGACAUGUUUUCAUUAUCAAUGACAACGAGCAACUCGAAGGCAGCAACAACAAUAACCCCAGAGAGAUGAUCGGAGAGGCUGGCUCGCUGCGUGUCUUCCUCAAAGUCAUUCUCCUUCCGAGUCUCGCGGCUUUCUUUGCGGGCUUUUCCUAAGGCGUGGAGCGCUGGAAUUUUCAUCGGUUGGGAUCACGCAAGGCGGAAUAGCGGGCACUUGGGCAUGGGCAUGAUUGGUUGCGUUUGCAUUGCGUUGCGUUCGAUCGAGCAAAGAAUUUCGGAGUUCAGGGGUGUCGAACCGAGGAGAGGUCGGAGUAUCGGGUGUCAUUUUUCCUCCUUUAUCUUCGCUUCUUCUUUCGCAGCAUGGGAGGAAUUGAGCACAGCGAGGAGGCGUAGAUCUCGUAUUUGCACAAAGAUCACAACAGUUAGGGCAAGAGAGAGCAGAGGAAACGCUUAGAUACCCAUGAAGCCAGGGAUACUCGCCGGAUAUUCGCUGCAUAUAUAGAGCAGCCGCAGGAAUGAAAGAUGGAAUUCAACACAAAAACAAAAGGACAUGGAACACUUGGUUGGUGAUACUCGAGUGGCUGUUGUAUUUAGCAACGUCUAUUUCUUGUGCUUACUUUACCUCCCUCACUCAGGGAAUGACUCGCAAAAAGGAGGAAAAAAAGAUGGGGCCACCCGGGGAUUGAACCCGGGACCUCUCGCAAGAAUGCUCAGGAUUGAACCCUAAGCGAGAAUCAU